This is a messenger RNA of Aphanomyces astaci, 2999 nucleotides long. RefSeq lists its product as hypothetical. The coding region runs from base 39 to 2537 and encodes 832 amino acids. NCBI's taxonomy places the organism in Eukaryota, Oomycota, Saprolegniomycetes, Saprolegniales, Verrucalvaceae. The transcript has 11 exons. Gene Ontology annotation, molecular function: calcium ion binding. The record is from RefSeq and is a predicted model, not a curated record.
CGCCGAAGGUAGAUCCACAUAACGUUAGAACAUCUUCCAUGCGAGCUGUGCAACGAGAGCAGACACCUUCGUUGCGCAUGACCCAGCAGCCCGUGGCAGUGACAGAUGACUUGGAGCAUCUCUUUGGCAGCGCGCAGAUUGCCGCGCCGUCCAAAAUGGAUACGAUGAACCCCACUGACGUCAACGUCAUUCGAGCACUCGUCAGCAACACGGACCUCGUGGAUCGCUUUUCCCACCAGAUUGCGCUGUACGGGAAGCAACGGGACCAUCUCAAGCCUGAAGAUACGCUGCGUCGGUUCAGCCUCAAUGGCGACAAUAAACUCGACUUUAGGGAAUUCCACCCGGCGCUCAAGCGGUUAUUUGGUCAUGGCAUCUCCCACACCCAGUCCAAGGAACUCUUUGGCGUGUUUUGCCCCACGUCUGGCAAGAAACUAGACAUCGACCAGUUCUGUCAGAUCAUGGGUCACUGGUGUCAAGUGGCCGAGCGCAUAAAGGACCAGCAGUACCUUUCACGUCCAUCUUCUGCAGAGCCGGUAGCCCAAAGCGGGGAUGGAUUGUCGUCGACACUCGACAACAAUGCCAACAUUCGUCGGGGCCUCGAGCUAGCCACGAAACACUACGACAAACUGAACGCUGUGUUUCUCAACAUGGACGUGGGAUGCACGGGGUACCUCUCGAAAGAAGAGUUUGAACUGGCCAUGACGCACUUGGGCGUGUACCUCAACACGCAAGAGUAUGAACGGUUAUAUGCCCAGCUGCCAUCGAGCAUCCGCCACGAGUCGUCCGAUGGGAUUUACUACGCUGGCUUCUUGGCCAUGCUUGGCGUCAAGAUGACGACGCUGUUUCAAAACCAAAAGCUGUGGGAAAUGAUGUUACAACACGGAGACGUGCUUCGCAAGUACUUGACCCAUUGCCAAAAGCAAGGCAAGAGCUCCAUGUCCCCCGAUCACUUUCGAGACCUUCUUGGCCAUUGUGGCAUUACGUUGUCCAACGGCGACUUUACCGGACUUCGCAUGCGCAUGCAAGAAUUCCAAGACGUGGACGGCCACAUCAACUUGGCAGACUUUUUGGCUGCUCUGAACGACAAAGCUGCGUUUCUAGCCAAUAGCACGGGCCUUGUUGGAUGCACGGGGCCCCCGUCGCCCCCCCGGCGCGGCAAAAAGAUGGUCGACACUCACGACUCCACCGUAUACGCAGCUGGCAAAUCCACGGAACAGCGGAAUGCUGAAGCGCAGACAUGUCGGGGCAAAUCCACCGAUGAAAUGAAGAAAAAGCACCCGACGCUUUCCGAUGUGUACAACACGUCGACCAGUCCAGCAUCGUCCCUUGUCCAAACGUACCCAACGUCGUUGGAAGAUCGCAUUUUCAUGAAAAUGAAGACGUGCCAAGAUAUGGGGUACACUCAUUGCGCGACCCUCAAGAGCAUAUUCCCAGGAGAUCGCUUUGGCAAGGUCACCCGCGGUCAGUUUCGGCAGUCGUUGGCCCAGCUCAACCUGGUUUCGAGGCAUGCCGAAGUUGAAGCCUUGUUCUGGCAACUCGACCCUGCAGGCCGGGGAUAUAUCGGAGCCCACGACCUGCACAUCCACUUGCAAAAAUACCAACCAACCAACGAGGCGGGGGCUUCCCAACCAACGGCCUCGCCCCCAUCGCCUAAAGUGCAAUAUCGGAGUUCGCUACGUGUGGACGAGAAGAAGUUCUUUGACGCGUUGCAAGACAAGCUCCCCAACGUCCUUGCCGCGUGUCGGUCCGUGGACCCAGCCAAGACUGGGUGCAUAUCUAGAGGGGAUUUCAUAUGGGCGUUGCGACAAGGGGGACUGAUUCUGUCGCAUGCUGACGCCACCAGCGUCAUCGCUACACUCUCGUCUCGGAAAGAUGGGGUGGUAUUGUACCAUACGAUCGCAGACUCGGUCGCGGCGGUGCUUCAGCUGCCAGGCGCCAACAACCAGUCGACAGCCAAGAAGACUAACCGCCACCAUUUGUCCAAUACGGCUGUGCUGUUGGACCAGCAGGCCGUCGCGUCGAUCGAGCCGGCGACCACACUCUCCGAAACUCUAAAGCAGCCAGCUCAGGACGACUAUCCUGCCCGGCGAUCCAGUCUAAAGCUGGGCUACGACUACGACCAAGAGCCAGGUCCUGGCGACUUGACCGCCAACCUGCUUUCGAAUGCGUCGCUCCAUCACGUGCUGUCAGAACCGGAGAAGCUCGAGCGCGUUGUGCGACAGCGGCACGCGCGGCGUGUGCUGCUGAUUCAAAACAUUCUCGAGCGACGCAGCGAUUUGAAGAUGUGCUUUGAUAUGAUGCCGUACCGCCAAACUCCCCAUGGCCUUGUGCUGCUCACGGUGGACGAAAUCGCAGACAUUUUAACGUGUGCGCGCAUGAACAUUCCCUUGAAAACCCCCGACGAAGCCAAAACGUUGUUGCGGGAGAUCGUCCCGCCCAAUUUGGACCAGUUGAGUUUUGUCGAGCUGAUUCGAGUGCUGACGAUGGCCCAGCGCAUGGAACGUGGCCCGGACGACGACGACGAUUUGGCUGGGUAGAUAUAGACAUGACAUACGACGAACUAACAGACGUUCUAACGCAGACCGUCGUCAUCGCGUCGACAGAAUUAUGCGCUCAGUCCCGCCACAUGCGAAGUGUCAAUCCGAGCCAAGUUGCUGCAGUUCAGCACCCUCAAAGACGUGAGUGUGAUGCAGUGGAACACCACGGGGGCCAUCAUCGUCCGGCAUGCGUUCAAGGGGCUGUCGCGGGAUACUGUCGCCGUGGCUUCCACAGGCACGUUUGAUGCGCUGUGUCGGAAUGUGGAUCUGAAGCACAUUUGCACCCGCCUCGCGCUGGAUCUGACGCAGACGGAGCUCAACUUUCUCGUGUCAAAGGUCGACGCGGACAAGCAAGGGUGCUUCAGCUCGACCUCGCUCUUCCAAGCGUUUACCCAGUUGUUGUACGCGCUCUAAUAAGGCAACGUCAUGUCAGUGUAUCGAUAAACUCUUGGUACAUUUGUU